CAGGGAGAUCCUGGACUCCCGAGGGAACCCCACGGUGGAAGUGGACCUGUGCACGGAGAAAGGUCUGUUUCGGGCAGCGGUGCCCAGCGGCGCGUCGACCGGCAUCUACGAGGCGCUGGAGCUCCGAGACGGAGACAAGAGCCGCUACAAGGGCAAAGGUCGGCACGUGUUCUUAAAUUCCUCGCGUCUCCGAAGUCCAUGUCCGGCAACGUGUGUGGCGGAAACUGGCUGCUCUUGAAGAUGCCAGCCCAUAAAGCGUGUUUUCGGAUGUAUAAAAUGUGUAUCCAAACCCCAACACCUGUUUCAUGAGCCUCUGAGCUCCGGCCAAGCCUCAACCAAUCGCAGCAGGGCUGGCAAGGGAGGAGGCUGCCAAAUAGCAGGGCUUCGGCCAAGAGGAGAAGAAUGCAGAUUCACCCCAAACGCAACUUGUGAUUUAUGGAGUGUUUUGUUCAAAGAAGCUUCCCAUGGUGCCCCGCUGGCACCCGUAUUUCUCUGGUUUCUUGUAUUUUUAGAAAAAGCUGAGUGCUACGUUGAAUGAGGCAGUGGUUUAGUCCUAGCGCUGAUCCCAGCAGGGGGUGGUUCCACGGCUACAACCCCCAUGAUGCCUCACCUCAGUUGGAAUGAUCUUUUCUUCUGUGUGCCCUUCAGGUGUUCUGAAGGCUGUGGGACACAUCAAUGACACGCUGGGUCCUGCACUCGUAGCCUCAGGCGUCGGCGUGGUGGAACAGGAGCAGCUGGACAACAUGAUGAUCGAGAUGGACGGCACAGAAAACAAAUCUCAGUUCGGGGCCAAUGCCAUCCUGGGCGUGUCUCUGGCCAUCUGCAAGGCUGGCGCCGCUGAGAAGGACGUCCCCCUGUAUCGCCACAUAGCCGACCUGGCGGGAAACACCGAGCUGGUGCUGCCGGUUCCAGCCUUCAACGUGAUCAACGGAGGUUCCCACGCUGGGAACAAACUAGCCAUGCAGGAGUUCAUGGUCCUCCCCGUCGGCGCCGAGUCCUUCAAGGAGGCGUUGAGGAUAGGCUGCGAGCUCUACCACACGCUGAAGGGUGUGAUCCAGGAGAAGUACGGCCAGGACGCCACCAACGUGGGCGACGAGGGGGGGUUCGCCCCAAAUAUCCUGGAGAACAGCGAGGCUCUGGACCUUCUGCAGACGGCCAUCGAGAAGGCGGGCUUCAGUGACAAAGUGGUGGUCGGCAUGGACGUGGCCGCCUCCGAGUUCUACCGCGAGGGCAAGUACGACCUGGACUUCAAGUCCCCGCCGGACGUGGAGCGACACAUCAGCGCUGAGGAGCUGGCUGACAUCUACCAGGGCUUCGUGAACAACUACCCAGUGGUGUCCAUUGAGGACCCCUUUGACCAGGACGACUGGGAGGCCUGGUCCCGUCUGACGGCCCGAGUGGGCAUCCAGGUGGUCGGCGACGACCUGACGGUGACCAACCCCAAGAGGAUAGAGAAAGCGGCCGAGGAACGCGCCUGCAACUGCCUGCUGCUCAAGGUCAACCAGAUCGGCUCCGUCACCGAGGCCAUACAAGCGUGUAAGCUGGCUCAGGCCAACGGCUGGGGUGUCAUGGUCAGCCACCGCUCGGGAGAGACGGAGGACACCUUCAUCGCCGACCUGGUGGUGGGGCUGUGCACUGGCCAGAUCAAGACUGGCGCCCCCUGCAGGUCUGAGAGGCUGGCCAAGUACAACCAGCUCAUGAGGAUCGAGGAGGAGCUGGGAGACCAGGCCCGCUUUGCAGGACACAACUUUAGGAACCCCAGCGCCCUGUGAAAGGGACGCGCACACACACACACACACACACGCAGACGGAGCCAUGUACGAAUGAGAAAAUCACAUGCAAAAAAAAUCAAUAGGAAUAUGCACUGGACUCAUGACCUGUAUGCACACACACACACACACACACACACACACGCACGCAGGUUGAGUUGAAAAGCCAGACAUGCACUGUUAUUAGCUCAUUUGAAAAAGAGGCUUCUUAAAAGACGUGGACAAGACAAGGAAGCCAACAUGCACACUCUUGCUCUUCCUCCUCCUCCUCAGUUUCUCCUUGUCUUUGUCGUGACUCAAACACUUCGUUCUUUGCUUUGUGCUGAAUGUCCAAGAAGAGAUUUGAAAGAAUACAAAAAAGAAAGUGUAUCAAUGAAAAUGUGUGAAAUAAAGAGUUUGCAAUUUCA
This is a messenger RNA of Dunckerocampus dactyliophorus (ringed pipefish), 2176 nucleotides long. Its product is annotated as gamma-enolase-like. Gene Ontology annotation, molecular function: magnesium ion binding; phosphopyruvate hydratase activity. Gene Ontology annotation, cellular component: phosphopyruvate hydratase complex. The transcript is spliced from 12 exons. NCBI's taxonomy places the organism in Eukaryota, Metazoa, Chordata, Actinopteri, Syngnathiformes, Syngnathidae. Gene Ontology annotation, biological process: glycolytic process. The record is from RefSeq and is a predicted model, not a curated record. The coding region runs from base 621 to 1772 and encodes 383 amino acids.